UGUGAUUCCAGCUCUGCUCCCAGCUCACAUAAAGGUGCUGCUGUAAAAGCUCGCGCAUUGUGCAAACCCCCAGUUCGUGGCGCAACAUCGCACGCGGACUUUGUAGCACUUUCACGACUGUGAAAACCUGUGAUAGAAAAAUGUCGUAUGCUUACCCCAAGUCAAAGACCGUCAGUCCCAGUCAGGCUAUUGAGGACAGUAAGAAGAAGGCCUCACUUCUCAAGGACAACAGCUGGAUUAGAAAGGCAUCGGUUGAAGAUGAACCUUCCGAACCCAAAGAUACAAAUUUUGGGAGGGCUGUACUAGGUCGAUUUAAGUCCCAGGAGACUCUUAACAGGCCAUCGGACCCAAAAAAACCAGACACCGUGAGCCAAAGUUCAUCUGUGCUGGCCCUCAGCAAGAGGUUCAGUGCAAGCCAGGAUGAACUGGCCAAGAGCAGUACUCUCCCUUCCUCUGGCUCUAAGCUGAGGACCACCACGAGCACGACCACCAAAAGCUUCAGCACAAAUGAUGGUGAAUCCGGUGAUACUACAGUCACGACCAUCACCACCACCAGAUCAUCAGGUCUGAAAAGCUCUCUGAAGACAGAGGUAGAGAAAGACCUGUCACCAAAUGUGUCAUCAGGUCUGAAAAGCCCUCUGAAGACAGCAGUUGAGAAGGACUGGUCAUCAAAUGUGUCAUCAGGUCUGAAAAGCCCUCUGAAGACAACAGUUGAGAAGGACUGGUCAUCAAAUGUGUCAUCAGGUCUGAAAAGCCCUCUGAAGACAGAGGUUGAGAAAGACUGGUCAUCAAAUGUAACUUCAAAGGUGACCAGUACCAAAACGAUCAGAACGGAAGUGACCCCAAUGACACCCACAAAGGACAGCACUGAGAAAAUGACAUUCAUAUCCAGCACAAAAAGCAAUGAAGGUGCCCCAGUCACCCCCCCCAAAGAAAGCACCGAAAAAAUAACAACUGUAUUCAGUACUAAAACAAGAAGCGAGGCGCCCCCAGUCAUCGCCCCAAAGAAGAACACGGAGAGUGUGUCCAUCAUUGAAACAAUCAAAACUGAAGUGGACCCAGUGAAACCUAAGGACACUGCAGCAAGAACCACUGUCGUGAACAGAACCAGCACUGAAGUCGUAAAACCAGUAAUCCCAAAGGAGAGCUCUGACAGUUCUGUAAUUGUGACCACCACUAAAACAAUCCUGAAUGAACUGGGUCCGGUCACAUCGACUAAGCAGAGCACUGAGAGAUCAUACAUCAAUACUCUGGAAAAGGUGACCUCACCCACAAGCAGGACCAGCUUCACAACCUACAGCAGCAGUGACUAUUCACCGUCAACAAGGGUGACAACAACCACAUUUGACAACACCUACCUUGACUCCAGUUAUGAUCGUAGCAUAAGUUCCAGUGUCUUUACUUCACCAUCAUAUACAUCAAACAGGACAAUGAAUUUUCCUGUGGAUGAUGUAAUCUCAACAUCUAAAUCUCUGUAUACAAGGAGUGAGAGGUCUGUACUUGAGAAGGACAUCUGCUCUUCCUGCCGUAAACCCAUGAACACUGAGCCCAAGAUGAUCCUGAACGACAUACAGAUAAACUGUCAUGCAGCCUGCUUCAAGUGUGAGGUGUGCAAUGGCCCGCUGGGGCACCUGAAGGCUGGGGACACCAUGUGGGUUUACCGACGUGCCGUCCACUGCGAGUCCUGCUUCAGCAGGGCCAGAGAACAGUGGCAGCGCUGAGUUUGACGAUCGCUGCAUGGGAGUGAAGAUGCAAUGAUGAAGUCUGCAUAUAAACUAGCAAAACAUUAGCCAGUAUACUCUAUAUUCAUGAUAAGAGAAUUGUGUAUUGAACUAUACUGUAUCUAUAGAUUAUUGCUCUUCCUACUUUCAUUUAUGCAUUUUCAUGGGGCUAAGAAAGUAACCUUACAGUAAAACAGGGAUCCCUAUCCAAAACUUUCAAAUCUUUAUUGCAAACUGAAUAGUACAACAUUUCUUUCCUUAAAUCUUUAAGCUGCUUAUGGCAUUCUUAUUGCAAAAGUUAAAUGCAUUUGGUUUGAUGUACUUACUGGAACAAGCAAUCAAAAAAAUAAAAUUAAGUUCUACAUA
Messenger RNA from Brienomyrus brachyistius, 2087 nucleotides. It is a transcript of the gene scel, whose product is annotated as sciellin. Gene Ontology annotation, biological process: epidermis development. The coding region runs from base 141 to 1721 and encodes 526 amino acids. Lineage: Eukaryota; Metazoa; Chordata; Actinopteri; Osteoglossiformes; Mormyridae. Gene Ontology annotation, cellular component: cytoplasm. The record is from RefSeq and is a predicted model, not a curated record. The transcript is spliced from 25 exons.